CGGCUCGACCUGGCUUAACCUUGAGCCUAACCGGCUCGCGCGACUUUUUUCAAGGGUGCCCGCGGCCCCCAUCCGGACCGUUGGACUCCACAUGCAGCUGUCAUGAGUCAACCACAAAGUUUGUCUAUUGAAGUGUUGCCAUGGCCCGCGUUGUGCAUCAACGCCAAGGGGAAGGUUCUGGAGACCAACACCGCGACACUGACCUUCUUCGGUAGCAAAGACAAGGUCGACUUGCUCGGCUCCUUUGAAGCCUUGGUCGCGGAGGAGGAACGCGCCGAGACCGGUGUCUACUUGAAGGAGGUCCUCGAAGGCGCCGACAGCGGGAAGUUCUUCAAGGUGACGCUCGUCACGCGCACAGGGCGGAAGCAAGCAUGCCUUCGGGCGGUGCCCCUGCGGACGGCAGGAAAGUUGGAUGGCGCAACCAUCCUGGUCCAAGACAUGGGUGAGAUCAGAGCUAUGGCAGGCACUAGCACUGCGGGUGGCGCCGAACAUUUGUCUGGAGCGCUGGCCGCCAGUGGCAUGGCUUUGAUUGGCACUGACAUGGCUGGCAAGAUCAUCGAGUGGACGCCGAGCAUGGAGAAGCUCACGGGGCUCUCGAGCGGCCAGGCCAAGGGUCAAAGCUUGGCCAAGGCGCUGAAUGCCAUGGCUCCAACGCCCAUCGAGACGGCGCUCGAAAAGGCGCUGCGUGGUCAGAACGUCGCUGGCUUCUCCACGGAGGUGAGCACCACCAGUGACAAAAGCCGGGAGGGCUUUCUCAGCUUGGCGCCGUGGAAAUCGGCCACCGGCCGCCUGGUGGGCGUUGUGGCGCGCUUCGAGGAUGCCGCGGACGUGGACAAGCGCAUGGCGGAGGCAGAUUGGAUUUGUGAUGCGAGUACUCAGCAGCUGGAAGAGGCCAAUGCCUUGAUCUUCUCCAUGGACGCCAGUUUGACGAUCACGGAGUGGAAUUCUCGCUUGGUCACUGCCACAGGGAAAGCACGCGAACGGGCGGUUGGGAGCAAACUGAGUGGCGUGGUGGCGGCUCAGUCCAUGAGCCUGGCGCAGGAAGCAGCCCGGGUCGCCUUAGCAGGUGACCUCUCCAGCCCAGUGCAGUUCACCCUGUUUGGCGUCGACAUGAUUCUCGGCUUUUCGCCUCAGUUCAGCAGUGCGGGCAAGGUGAUUGGCGUCUUUGCAGUGGGUCAGCUGCCCAUCGUCUCUAAGGAGUUGAGUGACUAUACCCAAGCCAAGGAUGCCGCGCUGCAAGAGCUCCGGGCUCCGUUGCACGGCAUCCUGGGUCUUGCAAACACCUUGUCUCAGGACCCGGGUCCGCAGCAAAGGCCGCUGGACAUGAUUCGCCAGGGUGCAGACAGAGCCUUGAUCAUGGCCACGAAAAUGGUGUACUUGGGGACUCUUCAAAAGACAGAGCUUCGAUCUGCGAGCAGCGCAACGAAAGAGAAGCCACUAGAGCUCAACGUUCUAGCCAAAGAAGUGGUGGCAAAAGCGCUCGAAGCCAAAGACAAGAAGGGCAAGCCGAUCAAGAAAGACCAGGUGAAUUUUCAAACGGAGAUCGAACCGGUGACGGUGAACAUCGACUCUCAAGCGCUCACGUCGAUCAUGAGUGAGCUCUUAAUGAACGCGCUGAAGUUCACGGUGGACGGAACGGUAUGCCUAACAAUCAAACAAGACAAGGAAGCUGAUUCCAUUAAGAUCGCUGUAAGUGACACAGGACCUGGAAUUGAGGCAGAAAAGCUUCCUCGGCUGAUGAAGGCUGUCAAUAAGACCGGUCCUGCCAACGACGUUGGACUGGGCCUGGCCACCGUGAGCGAAAUCUUGCGGAUCUACGGCGGACGCUUCGAGCUGAAAGCCAAUGAGCCAAAGGGCCUGGUGGCUGCGGUCACGCUGCCGCGGACGCCACCGAAGUCCCAAGGCCUGGAGUUGGAGCCCCGCACCAAGGUGCCUUUGCCCCAAACGCGGCAGCGUGGCACGACCUCGUGGCUAGGGCCCAGCAAUCAGAUCGGAAUUCCCAACCUCAUCAAUCCUGCUGGCAUUGCAGGUCGGACGGCUUCGUCUUUGCCUUCUUUGAAGGAAGACCCGACCUCCUUGCUGCAGGAUGAGGAAGAGAAUUUGAUCAUGAGCGUCGAUGAUGACUUUGUAAAUCAAGAAGUCAUGCGCUCGAUCCUGGAGCCAUGCGGUUUUAAGGUGGUCUCUUGCAUGAACGGAUCUGAAUGCCUGGAAUAUUUUGAUGGAGACAACCCGCGGCCGCGCUUGGUGCUGCUGGAUUUGAUGAUGCCGGGCCUGAGUGGUUUCGAUGUGCUACAAGCAAUGCAGAAGAAGACGAGCCUGCUGGAAUUGCCGAUCCUCAUCGUGUCCGCCAAAAAUCAGUCCAGCUCGGUCAUGAAGGGCUAUGAACUCGGCUGCCGCGACUGGAUUCACAAGCCCUUCUGCCGUCAAGAAUUGAUUGCCCGCGUCAAGUCCCAUUUGAAGAUGCGCUCGACGCUCUUGAGCUAUCGCCUGGCGGCCAAGAAAGAGGCACAUGAGGAGAAUGAUUGUGCCUUGAGCGAUUUGGCUGAAGAAAAGCAAGACAACAGCUUUGUGACAGGCCCAGCUGACACCACUGUGCUCUUCGCGAAUGUGGCUGCAGAGGGCUCGGUCGAAGGCAUGGCUUCGGUCUUCGAAGACUUCGAGCGCCACAGCCGGCAGCACGAAGCCCUCCGCACCGAGGUGUUUGGCAGCACCUAUGUGGCCAUCGCCAUGGGCUCGGAGGAUCAGACCUUUCACACUGACAAGCUCCUGCUGUUGGCUUAUGAUCUCCUACAGACGACUCACAAGGCAAAGUUCUCUGUGAGUAUCGGCCUUCACUCCGAAGUCGCGACGCCGCGCACGGUGACGGGGCGGCAAUAUCCGAAGAGCAGCUUCUUCAGUAGCACGGUGCAGACCGCCAAGAAGUUAUCGGAAGCCGCAGCGGAGAACCGGAUCUUGUUGUCUCGCACGGCACGGUGUCGCUUGAGCGCCGAUGUGGAGGCUGAGCUGCAACUGCAAGGUUUGCAACUCCUGGAGGGUGAUGCCAGUGCUUGGCUGGGAGAGCAUUUCUACGUGGCCCAGUCCAGCGACAGUGACAGCUCUCCGCUGAAGAUGCCGCCCGAGCCAAAGGUCCAGGUGAUUCCCUCACCCGAGAAGGAAGAGAUGCUCAGUAAGACUCAGAUGCAAGUGCAAGGGCUCCAGGAGGCCUUGGCGAAGAGCAAACAUGGCUCCGCCAGUCUCCAAAAGCAGCUCAACAUCAUGACCGAGCAGCUGCGGAAUUCCAAGCUGGAGUCUGACUCUCUCCGUGUGCAGCUGAAGGCGAGCACCGGCCCUCGACGUGACGUGCUGCGAGAGGAUACCAUGAUCCCUGAAGCAGCCGGGACAUCUGAAUCGGCAGCUCUCCUCUUCUUGCAGUGGCAGAAUGCGCAUCUUCAUUCGGACUGCCGUCACUACCAAACUGCCCUGAGCAAUACACAAGCGGAGCUGCAGUCGCAGAUCACGGCGUCUCAACUCAUGGAGUCCAAGUAUAGUUUGCUACAAGCUCGUGUGGAGCACUUGGAGCUGGACCUCAGCUUCAAGGCGGCCUUUGGAAGCAACGUGCGCGGCGUGGGCGACGAGGCGGUGCUCGGCAUGAGCACCACCAGUGCGCCUUCGGAGACGGGGCGUGGCAACACGCGCGAUGACUUUCUCGCCAGCCUCAACACGGAGAUGCCGGCGCCCAGCUUCCCGCGCCUGCGAGGUAACGCGAACCUCCUCCGCACGGGCAUCUCGGGUCUCAGCGGCCCGACUGCGAUGCCCACGAGCGCCGGCUAUCCGAGCAUCUCCGCCAGCACCUCGGUGGAAAUGCCCAAUGCCGGUGCCUUUAGCACAGGUGGUCUAUCUGAGAUGCCCUCAGCGGCUUGGGAGUCCCACCUCAAGGUGCCCAGCAGCUUUGGAAUGCCCAGUAGCUUUGGAAUGCCCAGCAGCUUUGGAAUGCCCAGCAGCUUUGCAAUGCCCAGCAGCCUGGAAAUACCCAGCAAAGGACUGGAGCCGGAGCCUGGCUUCAUGUGGAGAUCGCCCACUUGCUGAUGCCAGCGCGUGGACGUGUAGAUUUCAAGGGCGGAGGAGCGGAGAUCUUGCGAUCGAACUGGUUGGACGAUUCAACAAAGUCGGUUCGAGUACUGAGAUGAUGGGCAGAUUGCUUCUGUGCGGAUCCGAGUCUCCCGUUCAAUUUCAUCCCAUCGCCAGGCUCUUUUUAGUCUGCGCAGAUUGUGUCACCCAAAAUAGAACCACACUUGUGUG
Durusdinium trenchii is the source of this 4278-nucleotide messenger RNA. The record is from the annotation of a GenBank genome assembly. NCBI's taxonomy places the organism in Eukaryota, Dinophyceae, Suessiales, Symbiodiniaceae.